Molecule: messenger RNA, 605 nt
Organism: Acromyrmex echinatior (Panamanian leafcutter ant)
Lineage: Eukaryota; Metazoa; Arthropoda; Insecta; Hymenoptera; Formicidae
Product: leucine-rich repeat-containing protein 51
Molecular function (GO): protein binding
Source: RefSeq, a predicted model, not a curated record
AUCAAGUUCAAUUAUCCGCAAUGAACACUAAUUAUUCUUCUCAAAAUCAUAUUUCGGAUUACAAACGAAACGAACAGCAGGAAAUGCUGGUCGCUCCACCGUUAGAUUUAUCAUUUAAAAAGGCUACCACAAUGGACGAAUUGAUGGAAAAACGUGCACAAAUAAUACGUACUGGAAAAGCUCCCGUAAGAACACUUAAGGAUCGUUACAUAACCAGUACGUUGUGGCUGAGCAAUAAUCGACUGAGCUCAAUGGAAGGUCUUCAACGUCUCACGGAUAGAGUUCUUGAUAAUCCUGUGUAUCUCAGUUGGUUGGAUUUGUCUUUCAAUGAAAUAAACGAGAUUGGAGAAGAAAUAGAGAAGUUUACAAACUUGAAGAUUCUCUACUUGCACGGCAAUAAAAUUGCAAAUAUUACAGAUAUUUUAAAGCUCAGGAAGUUACAAAAUCUCAGGUCGUUAACGUUACACGGUAAUCCGAUAGAAGACGUUCCUUGCUACAGGGGUUAUAUCGUACAUCUGCUGCCACAGUUACUCGUCUUAGAUUUCUCGCCAGUGAUUGCUGCUGAAAAAAAAAAGGCGCUGCCCAUAAGAUUUUUUAAAAUGAUA